AUGUGGAAUGGACGCGAGACUAGACCGUCAGCGCCAUUGUUAACAUCAAUGUCAGAACCGAAUAUGAGACAAAUUCAGCAAUGUGACACAAAUCGGACACAGGAAACUGACAAACUGGACCGACUAUUAGAGUUAUUUGCAGACAUGAAACGAGACGUUAGUCAGAAAAUUGACAUAUUAAACCAUACUAUGACCGAAAAUUUUGAAUGGACGACAAAACAGAUGACAGAAUUAAAUAACACCACUCAACAGCUCAGCCAGCGAUUUGAGACAUUGUCCGAUCGAGUCACUAAACAGGAAGAAACUUUGGUUACAUUCACACAUGAAACAAAAAACAAUAUCACCCGAUGUGAGAAUCAGUUAACUCAAAUAGUUAAUGUGCAGCAGGAAGUGAACACUCGUGUGGAAGAGUUAGCUCAGGCCCACACUUCAGCUAGCUCCACCCAAGAAAAGCUGACUGAAGAAGUGGGAAAUAUUACCCGACAGCUCACAAUGGUAGUUCUUGAACAAACCCACCUCAGUGAAAAGAUAGAAAAAUUAGAAGAUCGAGCGGACCUCGCGUCACUAAACAACGACACCAACAUGGCCGAAAGAAUUGUACACGAAUGUAAAUUGUGUGACGACUAUCUGGACAAAAAACUUGAAACAAUUACACAGGAUAUACUUUCAAAAGCAAAGACACAUGUUAAAGACGAGACAAAACACAUAGAAGACGAAGUGACAAAAUUACGAGACAAUGUUGUGCCGUGUUUGGUGAUUGGUGCAAACGCAUCGUCAGGGAACGACAAAACAGCUAAAACCAUGGCUAAUGACACAGACAGAACACAUAUUGUGGAAUCACCUAUUUCCAAUCAAAAUUACAAUGUGCCACCUUCUUUUCCACCAAACGAGCAAUAUUACGAUACGACACCUAGAGUAGCAAGUGACACAAACUACGUCAAUACAGUUAUGCCAACCGGCAUGGCCGAUGACACGUUUCACCCACCCCAAAGGAACUGUAGUGUCGGUGGUUGGUGGAACCAUCCGUCCGCGCCGCGACACAAUACGAUGCCUGCGCGCGAAACAUAUUCAAAUGGAAACGUGUAUGACAGUAGGAACAACCGCAGAAAUACGUGGAAUACAAAUAACAACAAUAUUUAUCACCCAUAUCAAAAUGGUAACUACAAGCAAAAUGAAAAUUACAGACAGUACAACAACAACAACAAUAGGAGACUUGAGAAUAACCGGUACAACCCGGGCUACUUUGACAGGAACAUGACAUAUAACAGACAUAAUUACCACCAAAACAAUAACAAUCCCAACAAUCACCGACAGAAUAUGUGGAACACACAAAAUUUACGUAUGACAAAUCAUAACCCUCCACGGAAUCCACCGCCGUUACCCAGUACAGUUAUGCACUCCCCGCCACGAAGUAGCAAUAACAAUUGCGGCGCGCCAUCAGCUGACGCGUGGGCGCCAACCGGCCGGAAUGUAAACAUAGUGGAGCUGGUCAAUGAACCCGGCCAAACACAGCAGACGACGGAAAACAGUCGACGACCGAGCUAA
Messenger RNA from Schistocerca serialis cubense, 1545 nucleotides. Its product is annotated as GATA zinc finger domain-containing protein 4-like. The transcript is spliced from 2 exons. Bases 1 to 1545 code for a protein of 514 amino acids. The record is from RefSeq and is a predicted model, not a curated record. NCBI's taxonomy places the organism in Eukaryota, Metazoa, Arthropoda, Insecta, Orthoptera, Acrididae.